UUCAGCAUCGCCGUGCGGGCAGACAGUUUGUGGCAAUUCGUGAGCGCACUCUGUCUCCCAAAUUUUCGAACACAGUCAUUUUAGCUCAAUUCUCAACCCGCUCAUCGUCCUCAAUGCGCAGUCUUCUUAGCACAAAAAAAUGACCGCUCACUGACGGCGUAAACUCACCAUAUGAACUCUAAAUGGCACCAUAAUGUCGCCAACUUGAGUUUGUGCAUCAGCAUGUGGUACUUGCUUGUGCCAGCUUGUGCUUGUCUUCAUCCUGUUAAGAUGUUCAGCUCCCUGCAAGUUGUGAAAUUUAGUUAUUUUGUUUCUGAAAGACACUAGAAAUUUGCCAGAUUUGACGGAACUCCAUUGGGACAGCACCCCAGCCAAAUUAUAUUUAUGAGUUGCUAUGUGUAACGUUUUGGGAUAAACUCAGCACGUCAAGACGAUGCAGCUGCAUCCGAUGAAGGAGUCCGGGCCGGACUCCGCUCCCAGAUCAGCGUUGCAGGAGACGAUCGAGAGACACCUGUCCGCCUGCGGGGUGGCGCACGCGUUCCAGUUCCAGGUGUCGUCCUGCGCGCCGCCCUCCGUCUCGCUGUACCCGGCCAAGUCGUAUACCGGCGCGCCGCUAGGCACCUCUUACGAGGUUCACUUUUUUGCAGGGAAAACGCCGUCAGAGAAGCCGCUGCGACGCGCUUCGGUGCGCAUGACGGUGCGCCUGUGCCAGAAGCCGCCGCCUGCUUCCGGGCUGACGCCGCGGAACUCAGUCUUCAAGCAAUUUCUGCUGAGCGGCGGUAAGGUGCACCUGGAAGUAUCGCUGCAGCGCGAGGUGUUCACCCAGACCGACAGCGUCUGCUUCCGCGUGGUGGUCAACAACGGCUGCAAGAGGACCGUACGCAAGAUCAAGGCCGAGGUGGUGCAGGCGGUGGACGUGGCUAUGUUUAAGUCUGGCAAGUUUAAGUCGGUGGUGGCCUUGGUGGAGACGCAGGAUGGUUGCCCGAUUGUCACCGACGCCGCGUACGUCAAGGACUUUUCACUGCAGCCGCGCGUCGGCUCCUUCAAGAACUGGAUCGCGCUAGAGGACAGCCCUGAGAAGGGCGGCCGCCUUUCGCCCUCCGUCGUCGACAGCGACGUCGACUGGAACAGCUUUGCCGUGCAUGUCUCCUAUUACGUGAAGGUGAAGCUGCUGCUCUCCGGCGUCGGCGGCGCCGUGAGCGUGCGCGUGCCCUUCAUCAGCGUCAAUGAGGCGCACAUGCAGGCGGCGCCGGCGCCGGCGGCCGGCGCUGAUGGCGCGCGCUCCCCCGGCUGCGCCGACGGCGUCGACGCCGACCGCGCGUGCGACGUGUCGGCGGACGUGCACGCGCCGCGAACGGAGGCGGCGCCGUCAACCGCCCCGAGCCAGAACAACAACUUUAAACUGGACGAGAGUGGCAAGGUGUCGCGUGUGCAUGGCUCAAAGAGCAGCGAUGUGUAG
Messenger RNA from Pollicipes pollicipes, 1459 nucleotides. RefSeq names its product arrestin, lateral eye. Bases 434 to 1459 code for a protein of 341 amino acids. Gene Ontology annotation, molecular function: G protein-coupled receptor binding. The record is from RefSeq and is a predicted model, not a curated record. Lineage: Eukaryota; Metazoa; Arthropoda; Thecostraca; Pollicipedomorpha; Pollicipedidae. The transcript is spliced from 5 exons. Gene Ontology annotation, cellular component: cytoplasm. Gene Ontology annotation, biological process: signal transduction; G protein-coupled receptor internalization.